GGGCAUUAUAAUUAUUCAAGGUUUGUACAAUGUCAUGUCGUCGUGCUUACUCCUAGAAUAACUUUCUGGUGUCAUUUUGUUUAUUUGAUUUCUCUCCAACUGGUCAAACACAACAUUUUCCAGAGUUUUUUUAUGGAGCUUUCCCCAUGAAUAAUCACUCACUUACUCACUACCAUGUCAUUUUCAUUUCUCAGAUUUUCUUAGAAAGUAGCGGUACGAGAAAACAGCUGAGAAUGAAGAAGGCGGACAGAAAAACCAUAAAGAGGAACAUCGUGACCCUCUCAAGGGACAUUGACUUUUUGAGCGUGACCCAGGAACUUCUUGCCCAAGGCAUCUUUGAAAAUCAUCACAUAGAGAAGUUUAAUUCGAAGCCCAGCAAGAGGGAGAAGAACAUGGCGCUCUUAAUGGACAUAGAGACGAGGGGUCCCAGGGCCUUCACUAGCCUAGUAGAUGCCCUGAUGAAGGCCAACCAAAAACAUUUAGCAAAGUUGCUAGGAUACUCGGCGUCUGGACCUUCACAGGGCCAGAUGGGCCAGGCCCAGGCUACGACACCUCAUGACAAUAGACCGGGUCCGUUUGGUCAACCUACCAAGCCAGUGCCACCGGUGCCUGCCAGUGAUGGCUAUGGUGACUGCAGCUCAACUCUGGUGGAUGCCUUAGGCUCGUAUCCACAAGCUAUGAUGGAAAGUGAUCUUGUCUACAAAAUGACAUCGGAUCCCAGAGGAAUAGCAGUUAUCAUAAACAUCAAAAACUUCUACAAUAACCCGGAUUUGGAGGAGAGGACGGGAACAGACAUAGACUGUCUCAACUUAAAAUAUAUGUUUGAGGAGCUCAAGUUUGAGGUUUCCGUACAUAAGAAUUGUACAGCCGCAGAAAUUGAGGAAAUCAUUGAACAGCAGAGGAAAGACAACCACUCCAGGUAUGACUGCUUCAUUAUAGCCAUCCUUAGCCAUGGGGAGAAGGGGGACGCUAUUUAUGGCACGGACAGCAAUCUAGUGACCUUACAGUACAUUAUGGAUCAGUUUGGUUCUGAUCGAUGCCCGACUUUGAGUGGAAAGCCCAAGCUCUUCUUCGUACAAGCAUGUCGAGGAGAGAAACAAGAUAAAGGAGUACCGGUCCUUGCAGCAAAUGGGGCUGAAACAUUCCAAGAAGCUGCUGGUGAUAAUUGUCCUCUGAUGGAUGAUGAAAAUCUAGCCCAGAUGGAGGAAGAUUCCGCUGAUAAUCCUGCAUCCAACCGUAAAAAGAUGCCCUGUCAGAGCGACAUGCUUCUUUCAUAUUCAACUGUGCCAGGAUACAAAUCAUGGAGAAAUAGAAAAAGAGGAAGCUGGUACAUUCAAGCUUUGACAGAAAUCAUCAACCAAAACGGCAGAGAAGAGAAUCUUCUCUCUAUGCUGACUAAGAUCAACGACAGAGUAGCACAGGAUUUUACGACUCGUUGCGUGAAUCAUUAUAAGCAGAUUCCAGCCUUCACCUCAGCACUUAGAAAGGAGUUCAAGUUCUUCCCAGAGCAAUAA
This is a messenger RNA of Strongylocentrotus purpuratus (purple sea urchin), 1514 nucleotides long. Its product is annotated as caspase-7-like. The record is from RefSeq and is a predicted model, not a curated record. NCBI's taxonomy places the organism in Eukaryota, Metazoa, Echinodermata, Echinoidea, Camarodonta, Strongylocentrotidae. Gene Ontology annotation, biological process: regulation of apoptotic process; apoptotic process; proteolysis. The transcript is spliced from 8 exons. Gene Ontology annotation, cellular component: cytoplasm. Bases 147 to 1514 code for a protein of 455 amino acids.